GCGGACGACCUUGAGGCGGACCUCGACGACCUCGACGACAUGGGCGACGACGAGAGCGACGACGGCGGCGAGGAGAACCUGGACGCGGUGCUCGCGGGCCUGGCCGCGCCCGCCGGCGGCGGCGUCGCGGCGCUCGCGCGGCUCUCGGCGUCGGACCGGUACCGGCGCCACGUGUCCGCGAUCGAGACGUUCGCCGCGCGCGAGGCGGAGCCCGGGUCCAUCGGCGUCGGCGACGACGACGCGGAGUACGUGCUCAUCGUCGAGUCCAACGAGAUCCUCAUCAAGAUCGACGCGGAGGUCCACCAGCUCCACCGCUACGUCAACGACGUCUACGCGAAAAAAUUCCCCGAGCUCGACACGCUCGUGCCGUCGAAGAUGGAGUACAUGCGCGUCGUCGACCGCAUGCGCAACGAGAUGGACAUGACCGCCGUGGAUUUGAGCGACGUGCUCCCCCCGACGGUCGUCAUGGUCGUCUCGGUCACGGGGUCGACGACGUCGGGCCAGCCGCUCGGCGCGGGCGAGCUCGACGAGUGCGUCGCGGGCUGCGCGGAGUGCUUCCGGCUCGAGCGCGACAAGGGGACGAUCCUCUCCUACCUCGAGAGCCGCAUGUCCGUGCUCGCGCCGAACCUCACGCGGCUCGUCGGGUCGUCGCUCGCGGCGAUGUUGGUGGGCAUGGCCGGCGGCCUCGAGAAGCUCGCGCACGUGCCCGCGUGCAACCUGACGGUCAUGGGCCAGGAGAAGCGCCACCUCGCGGGCUUCGGCAUGACCGCGGGCCUGCCCCACACGGGCGUGCUCUACUUCUCGGACCUCGUGCAGGCCGCGCCGCCCGCGCUCCGCCGCAAGGCCCUCAAGAUCGUCGCCGCGAAGUCGUCGCUCGCCGUGCGCCUCGACGCCUUCGGCAACCGGCACGACGGCGACGUCGCCGCCGCCGACGGCUGGCGCGACGAGAUCGCGGCGAAGAUCGAGAAGGCCUGCGAGCCGCCCAAGGCCCAGAAGGUCAAGGCGCUGCCGCCGCCGGACAUCAUGACGGGCAAGAAGAAGCGCGGCGGC
This is a messenger RNA of Aureococcus anophagefferens, 1050 nucleotides long. RefSeq lists its product as hypothetical. The annotation marks the transcript as partial. The record is from RefSeq and is a predicted model, not a curated record. Gene Ontology annotation, biological process: mRNA splicing, via spliceosome; spliceosomal tri-snRNP complex assembly. The transcript has a single exon. Lineage: Eukaryota; Pelagophyceae; Pelagomonadales; Pelagomonadaceae. Gene Ontology annotation, cellular component: precatalytic spliceosome; U4 snRNP; U4/U6 x U5 tri-snRNP complex.